This is a messenger RNA of Sinocyclocheilus rhinocerous, 4666 nucleotides long. RefSeq names its product AT-rich interactive domain-containing protein 4B-like. Gene Ontology annotation, biological process: regulation of transcription by RNA polymerase II. Bases 1 to 4068 code for a protein of 1355 amino acids. Gene Ontology annotation, molecular function: transcription cis-regulatory region binding. The transcript has 24 exons. The record is from RefSeq and is a predicted model, not a curated record. Lineage: Eukaryota; Metazoa; Chordata; Actinopteri; Cypriniformes; Cyprinidae. Gene Ontology annotation, cellular component: nucleus.
AUGACCCAUUUUGAGGAGGAGGACAGAGCAGCUCGAUGUGCAGGCAGCUACACCCGAACACGUGUGUUUAAUCAGGCGGUGGAUGGCAGGGAAGAAUUUUCCACCCCAGCAGAGGUAGAUGAAUCGAAAAGCUACCAAUCCAAUGCUCUUGUAGCAGAACGCAGUCGAUCCGUCACUCAUUCGGGCCGCUCUGGUCUGGAAGAUCUUGCCAAACCCAAACUUUUCCUCAUGUCUCAGUUCGGCAGUGUGAAAAUGCAAGGGAGGGAUUCGGGAAACCGCAGCCGAACAGAUUCCAGCACAGCCUCGUAUUGCCAAGGGAUGGUCACCUUCAAACCCAGCUCGUCCACUGCGGAGGUGCACGAUGAACACAUCAGAGGAGUGCUGAAGGUGGGUGCUGUGGUCGAAGCCAGGAACCAAGAUGGGAUCUAUCAGGAGGCUACCAUCAACAAACUCACUGAUGCUAGUUUGUACACCGUCGCUGAAGAGCAGUGGGCGGCGUCUUUUAAAGCACUGAUCCUAUGUAACUCUGUCCUGAUGCGUCUGAUAACUCGUCUCUCUUUCUCUCUCCUGGGCUCAGUGUUUGAUGACGGCGAUGAGAAGACCCUCAGGCGCUCGUCUCUCUGCCUGAAAGGAGCGCGACACUUCGCCGAGACUGAAGAGCAGUGGGCGGCGUCUUUUAAAGCACUGAUCCUAUGUAACUCUGUCCUGAUGCGUCUGAUAACUCGUCUCUCUUUCUCUCUCCUGGGCUCAGUGUUUGAUGACGGCGAUGAGAAGACCCUCAGGCGCUCGUCUCUCUGCCUGAAAGGAGCGCGACACUUCGCCGAGAGUGAGACGCUCGACAGGCUUCCUCUGACAAACCCCGAACACUUUGGCACUCCUGUCAUCGGCAGAAAGGGAAACCGCGGAGGCCGACGCUCCAACCCCAUUCAAGAAGAGGAGUCAUCUUCAUCGUCUAGUGAGGAAGAGGAGGGCGAUCAGCAGCAAAACGAAGAGCUUUACGGCAAAGUGGUGUGUGUGGAUGGAGUCGUCACUAGCGACAAGAAGAAAACCACAUGGUAUCCUGCGCUGGUCAUCUCUCCAGACUGUCACGAAGAUGUGACAUUGAAGAAAGACAACGUUUUUGUUCGCUCCUUCAAAGAUGGAAAAUUUUACACAGUUUUGCGGAAAGACAUUCGAGAGCUGAAUGAAGAGAAAGCUCCUAAAGCGGACGCAGGACUCAAACCAGCGUUAGAUGCAGCGUGGGAUUUCCAGCGUAACCGCACUGUGCCCAACACGUGGAGGACGGAGGGGAAGGAUGAAAGCUCCAGCAGUGAGGAUGAUGAGGAGGAGGAGGAACACGAGGAAGAGGCCAGCAGCGAGGAGGAAGAGGAGGAAGUAGAGCCGUUCCCAGAAGAGAAAGACAACUUCCUACAGCAGCUUUACAAAUUUAUGGAGGACAGAGGAACUCCUAUCAAUAAGCGACCGGUGCUGGGCUACAGGAACCUGAAUCUUUUUAAACUCUACCGGCUGGUGCAUAAGCUCGGAGGAUUUGACAAUAUCGAGAGCGGAUCUGUCUGGAAGCAGGUGUAUCAGGAUCUGGGCAUCCCCGUGCUCAACUCCGCAGCCGGUUACAACGUCAAAUGCGCCUACAAAAAGUACGUGUAUGGCUUUGAGGACUACUGCGCCUCCACGAGAGUCACGUUCCGCAUGGAUCUGCCGUAUAAGACGGGCGAGAAGACGAGCUCAAAGAGCGAGGUGAACCCGGAGGAAGCGGUCAGCGGCGGAAACGCUGUCUCUUUAAGCACAUCCAGCGCAGGAGAAGAACAGAAAGCCAUCAAAGAACCAGAGACCUCCAGCAGCCCACACGUGGUCAAGGAGGAGAACGCAGAAUCCACGGCACCUUGUGAAGAUAAAGUGGACAUCAGCAGUGUAAAUGAGGAGGAGGAUAACCACGCUGAUGAAGAGGAGAGCGAUACGAAAGAGGAGGCCAGAGAAUGCGUCCCGACAGCGCAGAGUCCCGUCACUGAGAGUGUGAAGGAGGAACCAUGCGAGGAACCCGGCGACAAAGAUCGGUCAGGGUAUGACGAGUGGAUCAAAGCCGAUAAGAUUGUCAGACCAGCCAAUAAGAACGUCUCUAAAAUAAAGCACCGCAAAAAAAUAAAGCAGAAUAAAGCAGAACGAGAAAGAGACCGAAUAGAGCGACUGACAGACAGAGAGGAUCUUCCUUCAUCCAAAAAUCGCAUCAAUCGACUGUCCAAACCGAACUCUGGCAGUGAUGUUUUCUCCAAGAUGGAGGAGUGUGGUGAUAAAGGAAGCCAGCAGACGCCCGUCAAGCCCAUAGAGAUCACAUCCAUUCUCAAUGGCCUCCCAGGCUCUGAAAGCUCCACAGACGACAGUGAGCGAGAAGAACAUGGUGAUGCUGAUCACGACGACGAGGAUCAUCCAGGAGGACGAGCGAGCCUUCGGAAAGCAGGUCUUCCAGAGCGCCCGCAUACGCCACAGCACUGGGAGAGCGGGAGCCCGUCUGAAGCCUUCAAAGCUCCCGUGGUUGCGGACGAGGAGCCGAACGUCCUAGAAACGGGCAAGAGAAAGGGCCAAUUUGAGGUGGAGCUCGAAGGUCCUGGCGGCAGAAGAAAAAAAGCAGAAGGUCAAGGCGAGCGUGCUUUAAAAAGCCCAGGGAAAGGCAAAACUAGAAGCAGCAGAGGAGGCGAUUGGCUGCCAAGUAGUUCACCCAAAAAGUUGGAGGAACGAGGUCCGGUUGAGGAUAGAGGCGCUCAGUCGUGUAGCAGCUCUGAAGACGAAGCAGAUCCUCCAACAGGACCACAAACCAAGGAAGAACCAAGAGGAAAUCCCAAAACCAAGGGCUCCCCUUCAAAGAAAUACAACGGAGUGAAGGAGAAGAAUAAAAGCGGGCGUUCGGGAUUCUGGGAGAUCCCGGAGAAAAGAGCCAAAAUAUCCACAGGGAUCGAAGAAAGGUCACCUGGCUGUCGUACUAAAGGCCAGAAGGAUGUGUGGUCCAGUAUCCAAGUUCAAUGGCCCAAGAAGAUCCUAAAGGAUCUGUUUUCGGACUCGGACACCGAGGCGGCCAACUCGCCUCCACCCGCCGUAACGGCUCCGGACGAGCCCUGCGUCGAACCCUCCCGGGACGAUGAGAUCGCCGAGGACAAGCUGCAGGAGCAUCCCAGCAGCGGCACCAACUCGGUCCUCAACACGCCUCCGACUUCGCCGGAGUCGCCCGCCGUGGGCGAAGGACCCGCCGAGGUCCGAGCACCAUCGCCGCCCGCCAGUCCUCCAGCCGUCUCUUCACCGGCAGGACCUCUGAUGGAGGAGCAGGCGGGGGGGCGCAGCGAGUCUGACAGCAGCACGGUGGAGGUGGAGAGCUUGGGUGGAGAAAUCCAGGAGAUUCCUGGAGAAGAGGGGGCAGAUUCCCCUUCCAAGGCCUUCGAUGGAAACCUGUCCUGCAACAGUAACAGCAACUGUAGCCUGACGCUCAGCAACAGCAGCCAGCAGGAGAGCGAGCAGAAAGUCAAAGCCUCAUCCAGUCAGAAGCGGCACAAAGAGUCUCAAGGCGGCGGAGCAUCAAAGAAACACAAGCGCAGUCAUAAAAACCUGAGCUUACAUCCCAAGAAGAACCGCAAACCAGCCCACAGCAGUGACAGUGAGGACCAGUGUAUGAGCGAGAGCACUGCCAAAUCCCCCACAUCCAUCCCGCACAAGUGCUCCGGCCGGAUGCCCCCCUCAGGCCACAAGUACCACAAACACGCUGACCCGGAUCACUCCCACGACCGGACCAAGUGGAGCUUCCAGAUGUCGGACCUGGAAAAGAUGAGCAGUCUAGAGCGGAUAGCGUUCCUUCAGGAGAAACUGCAGGACAUCAGGAAUCACUACCUCCUGCUCAAAUCGGAGGUGGCCUCCAUCGACAGGAGACGCAAGCGCAUGAAGAAGAAAGAGAGAGAGAGUGCAGCGGCGGCCUCGUCCUCGUCCUCGCCGUCCUCCAGCUCUCUGACGGCGGCUGUCAUGCUGACGCUGGCGGAUCCCACGGUGUCCGGCACGUCACAGACCUCGGGGGUGUCCGUGGAGUGCAGGUGACAGCAGCGGGACGCCGGCGAGCAGCACAGAGCACUUAGCCAGCACCCCAAAGACACUGACAGACACAGCGACGGGGCGCAAACGUGACGAAACCAUAGCCACCAGACAGCAACAAGCACUAUUUUAUAACGACAACGGUUUCCUUGGCAAGCUAAUUGCACUCAAGUGCACUUUUUUUCUGGUGGGUCUGGUUUGACAACAGGACAAAGACUAUUUUUGUUUAUUCGUUUGUUCGUUUUACAAACCAACCCCUUCAUUUUUUUGACCAUUAUGAAUAUUUGAUCCCGUCUUCAUCUGCAGUGGCUGAACACUGUACUUCACCCUCAGAUCCACCGGUGUAAAGUCAGUCCCGGGCCGGAGCUGUUUGAGAGGCGGCGGAGUUUAGAAACAUGGGUAUUCACUGACGGUCAGUCGACGCUGCAGUGCCUUACGGUUCAGGCACUUGUGAGGAAUUCUGGGAAACCUGUAAUCGAGGGGUAGCUGUGUGUUUCAGAACGUAGAGCCCAAACUCUCAUUAAAGACAAUGUCUGGUUUUCUUUUAAAUCAUAACAGGGAUCAAGAGUCUGUCCAGGUCAUAUUUCACACUAAAAUUAAAAGA